Molecule: messenger RNA, 1212 nt
Organism: Notechis scutatus (mainland tiger snake)
Lineage: Eukaryota; Metazoa; Chordata; Lepidosauria; Squamata; Elapidae
Gene: CLN5
Product: CLN5 lysosomal BMP synthase
Biological process (GO): lysosome organization
Cellular component (GO): lysosomal membrane; lysosome
Molecular function (GO): hydrolase activity, acting on glycosyl bonds
Source: RefSeq, a predicted model, not a curated record
CGCGCACACCGUGGAGCUGCUACGGGACCCGCGCCGCUUUUCUGUCUCCUGCGCGCCCGGGAUGGGGCAGCGGACGGUGCCUCGGUUGUUGCCGCCGCCGCUGCUGCUGCUGCUGCUGGCGGCGGCGGCGGGCGGCGGCAGGGCGCAGGGGUGCGAGGGCCAGGGCCGCUGGCCGGUUCCCUACAGGCGCUUCGAUCGCCGUCCCCGGCCGGAUCCCUUUUGCCAGGCUCGCUACACCUUCUGCCCCAGCGGCUCUGCCCUUCCGGAGAUGCGGGAGACGGACGCCCUGGCCGUGUACCGCUUGCAGGCUCCCGUCUGGGAGUUCAAGUACGGAGGGCUUCUGGGACACUUGAAAAUUAUGCACGAUGCCGUGGGCUUCAGGAGCUCCUUGACUGGGAAGAACUACACCAUGGAGUGGUACGAGCUUUUCCAGCUUGGGAACUGCACCUUCCCACACCUGCGGGCUGAAGACUCCGCCCCCUUCUGGUGCAACCAGGGGGCAGCCUGCUUCUAUGAAGGGAUUGAUGAUGCCCACUGGAAGGAAAAUGGCACCCUGGUCCAGGUGACUACGAUUUCAGGAGCGAUGUUCAAUCAAAUGGCAAAAUGGGUGGAAUAUGACAACGAAACUGGCAUUUAUUAUGAGACCUGGAUGGUCAAAAGCAGCCCAGAAAAAAAUUCCCGCGUCUGGUUUGAAGCUUAUGAAUGCUCCAAAUUCGUGCAAAGGACCUACCAGAAGCUGGCUGAGCUGGGGGCGGUUUUCAAGAAGAUCCAAACCAAUUAUACCACCAUUACUCUCUUCAGCGGGGAGCCUGUUUGCCUGGGCAAUGAGACGAGUCUCUUUGGACUGCCGGGAAACAAAUCUUUGGCGUUGGCUAUUAGGAAUUUCUACCUGCCUUUCAAACCGUACCACUCGGUGAAGGAGUUCUUCGUUAACCUAUUGAAGAUACUUGAGGAGGUAGUUCUGGAUCAUCGGUUUUAUUUGUUUUAUAAUCUGGAAUAUUGGAUUUUGCCCAUGAAGUAUCCUUACAUGAAAAUAGCGUAUGAAGAAAUCCCGCUGCCUGAUUCCAAUGCUACCAAAUUCAAUGCGUAAUCCUUGCCUGUUUUAACCCACUUGUCAUGCCCCUAUCGGAGUCUGAAUCCGAAUAGCUGACAGGGAGUGGGAGUGUGGCUCCGUUGGCUGUGGAGGAAACUGGGGAAGGGCAAAGUCCAGCU